GUUUGUCCCACCGGCGUUUCACGUAGCGGCAGAAGGUCGUUCGCAGCUGGGCGGUAUUUGACAAUUCUCAAACACAAAACGAGCCCAAAUAAUUUUAAUUUUGUCGUAAGUUUGUAACUCUGGACGCGGAGUGAUGUGAGUACUGCUGAAAACGUAGUGGAACGCGGCUGUACGUCGCGUUUGGUUUUGCUCGUUAUGAAACCUUGCUAGCUAACGUUAGCUAACGUUAGCAGCCGACUGUUGUAACUAACGAUAGUUACGCUGACAGCUCUAAAAGCGGCAGAAGACGUUGUUGACGCGACGGUAGUCAACCAGCCAGCUAAUGCUACACAUUCUGGGUAGUUAGAAUUAGCUACCUACACUACCUGUGAGUUAAUAUACCCCGCAUUGAAGCAGGGUGUUUGCACCGGAGCCUUGACUCACCGCCCGGUGUCGGACCAGAUCCCUGGGCUCAGCUUCUCAGACCCAGGAUCUCCCUCCUUUGAGCUGAGUGGCCGGUUACAUGGCAGCCACGGCCAGUGCCCGGCGGUUGCCCAUGGGUGUGCGGACAUUUAGUGACUUUCUGCAGAUUGCUACUGUGGGUUCCCCUCGAGUGUGUCGCACAGCGGUGUCCAGAGGAUGCCUGCGACAAAACAUCAGACACUUGUCGUCAUGCGGCAUUUUGAUGACAAGAACUCCCAAAGUGCUUUGCCUUCAAGACUGGGACACAAUGACUACUGUUCCCCAAAGCAGAAACUUCAUCAGUCUCACCAACAAAAGGAAGGAGUACUCCGAGCGUAGGAUACUUGGCUUUUCUAUGCAGGAAAUGUAUGAUGUGGUGGCCAAUGUUGAUGAGUACAAGAACUUUGUGCCCUGGUGUAAGAAGUCCCAGACCAUCAUGAAACGAGCAAGCCACUCCAAAGCCCAACUUGAAGUGGGAUUCCCUCCAGUGGUGGAGAGAUACACGUCUAUGAUCACUUGUGUCCGGCCUCAUCUAGUCAAAGCAGUGUGUACAGAUGGAAAGCUGUUCAAUCACCUGGAGACAAUAUGGCGCUUUAGUCCUGGCAUUCCUGGUUACCCUCGCACCUGCACGGUAGACUUUUCUAUAUCCUUUGAGUUCCGCUCUUUGCUGCACUCCCAGUUAGCCACCAUGUUCUUUGACGAGGUUGUAAAGCAGAAUGUUGCUGCAUUCGAGCGGCGAGCCAGUAAGAUCUACGGCCCAGAGACUCGUAUCCCACGAGAGCUGAUGUUUCACGAGGUGCAUCAGACGUGAUCUCAGCAGCUAUAUGUUCUCAUCUGGCCUUAAACCAUACCAACCUUUUAUUUCCUCUAUCUACACCAACCUGCAUGAUGCUGCUUAGUCGCCCACCACCUCCGAGUCCCCACCAUCACAUCAGACAUCACGGCUCCUGAAGAUAUUAGACAUCCAACUCUUGUAAGCAUUAUGUUGGAAUGCCUGCCUCGACAAAUUCUUGUUCAUCUCCUCCUCCUCGUGUUCUCUCUGUCAACUUUUCUGUCUACCUCCACUCACGGGAUCCUUGUUUAGCAGAAGGAACCCGCCAUUGCUCUCGCUCCAUGGCAGUUACAAGCUGUGUUUAUGUAAACAAAACAGUAAAUCAUUGCAACAUCAUGUUACCAA
Molecule: messenger RNA, 1618 nt
Organism: Epinephelus lanceolatus (giant grouper)
Lineage: Eukaryota; Metazoa; Chordata; Actinopteri; Perciformes; Serranidae
Gene: coq10a
Product: coenzyme Q10A
Biological process (GO): cellular respiration
Cellular component (GO): mitochondrion
Molecular function (GO): ubiquinone binding
Source: RefSeq, a predicted model, not a curated record